UUUUCGAUGUAAGACGAGCGCAACUACACCGAUCCGACAAAUACAUACAGAUUAAUGUUAUGACUGUUGGCUGCCGCUGGUAUUCUUGUGUGCUUAAUAAUCCCACGAAAGUACGCAUCCAAGCAUCGAGCACCUGCAAAUGCAACAGUGUUUGAAACACGACCGGAAUGAUGAAGACUGUCAGGUAGCCUUAUCUGAGAGAGAUUCGUUUCCGUUACGUAACGUAUAUUAAAAAUAUUACAACUUGCGACUGCUUGUGGCUGCUGGUGCAAAGGAGGUAUUAACGGUGGUGAAAUGAUUACCAGUGCUUGGAAUUGGCAGAACAAUGAUUAGCUACAAAGAAAGAUAGUAUAGCUGCAUUGAAGAACGCCGAAUACUUGCCUGAGCUGUGUGAACGGUGUUGUUCGAGCUGGCUUCCGCAGACGAGAAGUUGUUGAUUUCAACUCGGAGGAGGGGCCGUCCGCCUUAUAAAGGGCGCAGAGCCCAAACCUCAGCCGGUGUGCCACCAGAAUUCAUAUUAUUGGCAGCGGAUUGAUUGCAGGCUACUAACAUGGGCUUUGGCCGUCAACUCACGGCCCUGUUUUAUAAGGAUGUUGUGAUACAGAAGCUGAAGCGACACUACAUCAUUUCCCUUUUGGAGCUCGUCAUGCCCGUAAUAUAUGUUUUGCUAGUGGCAUACAUACGGAGCCAGUUCCCAAACUCAACAGGAAAGUGGCACGAUCCACAGAAGUAUGACCCUAUGGGUCCAUUUACGAAGGCGGAUAUUAGCUUUCCACAGAGAUCUAAACCUUCAACAAUAGCCUACGCACCCGACAAGCAAUAUGGAAACGACAUCAUGAAUAGCGUCUUCGGAAACCCCAACAAGUAUAACCUAAAACCUUUCGCUAACAUCUCCAAGCUUGACCAGUAUUUGGUAAACGCUACGAAUGUCGAUCUCGCCGUUGUGUUCCCUGAUCAGCCGGAUCUGAACAGACUCGAAUACCUGCUGCAGUUCUCCGAUUUGUAUAAUAUGGGUGUGGGCCUUAAGUACAGUCACUCAACUGCGCCAAGAACGCCAUCUUUCUAUAUGGACCCGUCCGCCUAUGAACGCACACUACUUUGGCCCACUUUGUACGCCUUUUUCAAAGCACAUCUAGAUCAUUACCUAAUAAAACUGCCAUCCGAGGACGAGCCCUUGAUGCAACCGUUCCCAUCGCAAAAAUACUUUUCGUCGGACCAGUUGACACCAGACGGCAAAGACGUUUCAUUCUUCGUUCUGUUCGGUUUGCUUGGAGGAGCAAUGGCCUCAACAACUUAUGUGCUAUUUUUGUUUGGGUUCGCGAGAAACAACAUCGCUGAAAGAGAAAGUCGUCUAAGGGAAAUGAUACGCAUGAUGGGUAUGACGGACGUUGUCUACUGGGUCAACUGUCUUCUCGUCGGACUGUCUACGGGUAUUCCCAUUUGCGUCAUUCUGACCCUGGGUUUAUGCACCGGCGAGCACGCGGCAAUAGUGUUCACAGAUUGGAGCCUGGUUUUCACCAUGCUCUUUGUGUUCACUGUGGGAGCCAUUCUCAUCGUGCUAGUGGUGUGCACGCUCAUCAACUCGCCGAAUGCAGGCUCUUUGAUUACGAUUCUGCUCGUGAUCGGAACUUGUAUAUUAUACUGGGCCGUCCUUGACCGUCCGAUGGAAUCCUCGGUCUCAGACUACGCUGCUAAGCCCGCCGCCGUCAAGAUUUUUACUUCUCUGAUACCAUUUUUUGGAAUUCAAUGGCUUUUAAAGCUAAUAAUUUACACCGAAGAAAUUGGUAAAGGACUUCACUGGUCGACAAUAGGUCAAACAGUUAUUCCAGGUGACAACGUUUCACCUUUAACUAUCCUUCUUACAAUGAUUUUUUCGUGGGGACUCUACCUACUUUUAACGUGGUAUCUAGAUGCGGUCAUUCCGUGGCAAUAUGGUGUGCCAAAGGAGCCUUUUUUCUUUCUCCACAAGUCUUACUGGUUUUGUGGUAAGGAACAAUCAGUGAGGAGCCCCGUAAACCAAGACGAUGUGGAAGAUUUUGAAACGGUGGAGCCCGUGUGCAAUGCCGGGGAGCCGGUAAUACGUUUGCGUCACGUUUCGCAUAAUUUUGGACCAGUUCGCGCUGUCGACGAUCUCUCAUUGGAUCUUUAUGCUAACCAGAUCACAAUGCUUCUGGGUCACAACGGGGCUGGCAAAACUACUGCGAUGAACAUUCUUACAGGGUUAUUCCCUCCAACAGAAGGCGAAGUGCAUAUCAAUGGAUACAACGUGAGGAAAGAUACUCGUCGGGCAAGAUCAGGAAUUGGCCUUUGUCUCCAACAUAACGUCCUCUUUGACGAGCUUACAGUUAUUGAGCAUUUAAAUUUCUUCGCAUCGCUCAAGGGUGUGCCCAUUAAAGCUAAUUCAAAUGAGAUUUACAGGCUUCUUCACAAACUUGGUCUGUCCGACAAGGUUGAAACCCUAGCCAAGAACCUGUCUGGCGGAAUAAAAAGAAAACUCAGCUUGGCCAAUGCGAUGGUUGGUGGAAGUAAGAUCUUAAUUCUGGAUGAACCAACGACCGGCAUGGAUCCGGAAGCUCGUCGAGGCGUAUGGACUUUGUUACAAGAAGAGCGACAGAAUCGAACCGUACUUAUGACGACUCACUAUAUGGAAGAAGCUGACGUACUUGGGGAUCGUAUCGCUUUUCUGGCCAAUGGAUAUCUGAUGUGCGCGGGAUCGCCAAUGUUCCUCAAGCGAAAAUUCGAAACUGGUUAUAAGCUUACUUUUACCAAAAGUCACCGCAACACCGACGUUCAGCGGGUCCUGACAGAUGUGAAACAAGUGCUGAAGGCUAACGAACGAGUAUUUAUCACCUCUAAUCUUGGCUAUGAAUUCUGCAUUAACAUCGGCUUUCCUGAAAACCAGCUGCUAAUUGAUCUUUUUAAACAUCUAGAGAUGGUCAAAGAUAAUCUUGAGGUUGAAGAUAUCGGUAUCUCGGUGACAACUAUGGAGGACGUGUUCAUGAAAGUUGGCGAACAGGACGUAGGAAUUUUUGAGAAGACUAAAGACAGGGUCACGCACAAAAUGAAUGGAGACCGUGACGCAGCUUAUGCAAUGGCUAGCUUUGAACAUAUCGCCCGUUUCAACCAGGUUCCGCCUGGCUUUGCCCGAACCGUCCGUCAACUGGAAGGGCUACUCACAAAAAGAUUCCACGCGAUACGCCGAGAAUGGAAAAUGCUUUCGUACCUAAUGCUGAUACCGCUUAUAGCAACAUGUGCUUACUGUGUCAUUGCAGACUCUGGUAAGCAGGACGACAAUCAGUCGGUGACCUAUUCCCUACGCGGCAUUUACGGCGAGACUGAGGGCUUUGUCGCGGGAUCACAAGAUAUUCUCGUGGAUGCUUUCAUCGAAAACUUAAAACGUGAUGGAGUAAACUGCCGAAAGCUUCCCGAUGACAAAGUCAAUACUUAUUUACUUAAUAUUGGCCUCAAGCAUCCAGGUGAUUACAAAUCGAAAUGGUCUGCGGGCGGGCAAAACAGCGAAAACCGGACUUUGUGGUUUAAUGGAGAACCCUACCAUAUGGGAGCAGCAGUUCUAACUCGCUGGCAGGAAGCGGUACUGAACAAACUUACGAAAAAAGAUGCCGUCGUGCGAGUGACCAAUCGACCACUGGAAAGGAAGGAUCGCUCUCCUCCGGUCAUGUAUGCUUUUCUAGUGCACUUUAAAUCGACUCUUUUCAUGGCCAUUGUGGUGUCUUACCUAAUCACUUCUGCAAUCAUGUUUCCCGUCCAGGAAAGGGUUACCAAAAGCAAGCUGAUCCAACUGAUGUCUGGGGUCAGCCGCCUUACAUACGUGGCCUCGAAUUUGCUCUUUGAUAUGGGAAUAAUGCUUGUACCCAUCAUGUGCAUGGUAGUUAUUUGUGUUCUUAUAAAUCCCUCAGAAGGCUUUCGCUCCUACCGAGAGACAACAGUGGCCUUGUUUUUCAUCCUUGUCACAUACGGUGUCUCUAUGCUGCCUUUUAUAUACGCCCUUGCCUACCUCUUUAAGGACUCAGCUUCAGCUCUAUCGGCACUCCAGGUCCUUUCUGUCGUUCUUGUUAUUCUCGUGGGGCCCGCCAUCCAGAUUGCGGACCUGAUCUCUGUAUUCAACGACACUAUGUCUACUUACUGGAUUAAGCUGGCAAGCUUCUUUCCUGGCUUUGCAGCUGCGUACGCGUUUGGCAACAUCCAUGUGAAUGGGCAAGAUAAACAAAUCUGCGAUAGAAUUGCAGAUGAAGAUCGGCACGUGUUCUGCCCGACUAUAUUGAAGGAACUUAUAGAACCGUGCUGUCACCCUUGUCCCGGCAGUCCCAGUGGUUUUUGCUUCCAACAUACUUCGCUGUUUACGUUCGACCCGCGUAAUGGAGUGAUGUUCCAGAUUAUGGCAAUGUGGGUAGUUGGGAUCUUCGGCUUUGCUUUUCUCGUCCUCAUGGAAACGUAUUCGCAACAGGCCGUCGUCCUUCUCGAGUUUGUCAAUUAUCAAGGCAUCCGUAACGCUCUGAGCAUUAAAGCGCUUCGACGACGCUUCGGUGGAAGCAACUUUGUGCAUGAUCAAAUCAACGAUAAGAUUGAGCCAGAGGACUCGGAUGUGAUUAACGAACAACAACACGUCGAUCACGCAGUGCGCGAAAAAAAAACAAAUGAUUACGCCCUUUUAGUGCACUCGAUCACCAAGUACUAUGGAACCUUCCGCGCGGUGAAUGAAGUAUCGUUUUCCGUGCGUAACAGGGAGUGUUUCGGUCUUCUCGGUGUGAAUGGUGCCGGCAAAAGUACGAUAUUCGGCAUGCUCACUGGCGAUCUAUUGUUAUCAGGUGGGAACGCCUAUAUCCAGCAAUCGGAUUUACGAACAAGAUUGCGCGAAUUUCAGGGGUAUAUUGGUUAUUGCCCCCAGGACAAUGCUCUUAUCGACUGCAUGACCGGUCGUGAGAUGUUGGACCUGUUCUGCGCGCUUCGAGGUCUGUCUCGCGAACAGACGCCAGCGAUUGUGGAUUACAUGAUCGAGCUGAUGAACCUGACGCCGCAUGCGAACAAAUUGACACGAACAUAUAGUGGUGGCAAUAAACGCAAACUAUCGAUAGCAAUAGCCAUGAUCGGGAAUCCACGUAUGCUGUAUCUUGACGAGCCGACAGCCGGCGUAGACCCAAUAGCGCGCCGCAAGAUUUGGGCAACGUUAGUCGCCGCCCAACGCGAUCUCGGCUCUGCGGUUUUGCUAACGUCGCAUUCAAUGGAGGAGUGCGAAGCACUUUGCCAUCGUAUUGGUAUCAUGGUAGCAGGAACGAUGCGCUGCCUCGGAUCUUCGCAACAUCUGAAAGAAAAAUACAGCCAGGGCUUUACGGUACUUGUAAAACUUGCCUAUGAUUCGAAAGAACUAGAAGACGCUGUCUGCGCGUGCAUGCAUCACCUUUUCUCCGGCCAGUGUCGUCUCAAAACCAAUCAUCAGCGUCUCCUGAAGUUCCAUGUAACUAGCUUAAAUCUUAAGUGGAGUGAAGUGUUCGAGCUGAUUCUGCAGCUGCGCACACGGUCAGAUCUGGCUCUCGAGGACAUCCAGGUUUCAGAUACCACAUUGGAAGAAGUAUUCCUUACGUUUGCAAACGCUAGAAACUCGUCGAGCUCAAAUGACGAGGUGAUCGAAACCCGCGAGGCCGAUCGAAUUCACGUCUGAGCUCCUGAAACUAAAUUAUAAAAUGUAGAAUCUGUUCGGCUGCGUUAUAAUCUAUGCACCCGACACAAUUUCGUUCGGGGCCCCUAGUAAGCAACUCGCUAAUAUCAGCUUAUGAGAUGAGGGCUACUAAAAAUCUCCCUUCAAUAAAAAACCAUGAAAAAUUGUUUGUACACUGAGUAACUUAUGGUGGCUUCGUGUGUGCGUGUUGAAUCUUUGUUGAUGCGAAUCUUGCAUGCUUCGAAGCCAUCGAACUAUAUACACGAUCACCUUAGAUGUACACUUGAAGCUCAUGUUGGUAUAAUCUGUUUGUGCGUGUGAAAUUGAGGAUGAAGCAAAGCUUUUGAACCUUAAUGCAGUCACGUUAACACAGGUGACAGUCCAACACCUGUCCUAUUUAAG
Messenger RNA from Varroa destructor (honeybee mite), 6076 nucleotides. Its product is annotated as phospholipid-transporting ATPase ABCA3-like. The record is from RefSeq and is a predicted model, not a curated record. NCBI's taxonomy places the organism in Eukaryota, Metazoa, Arthropoda, Arachnida, Mesostigmata, Varroidae. Gene Ontology annotation, cellular component: membrane; intracellular membrane-bounded organelle. Gene Ontology annotation, biological process: lipid transport; transmembrane transport. Gene Ontology annotation, molecular function: ATP binding; lipid carrier activity; ATP hydrolysis activity.